Heterobasidion irregulare TC 32-1 is the source of this 195-nucleotide messenger RNA. RefSeq lists its product as uncharacterized. The coding region runs from base 1 to 195 and encodes 64 amino acids. Lineage: Eukaryota; Fungi; Basidiomycota; Agaricomycetes; Russulales; Bondarzewiaceae. The transcript has a single exon. The record is from RefSeq and is a predicted model, not a curated record.
AUGAGACAUACCGCCUGGGGUGACGGAUGUUUAGGUAUUUCUGGAUAUAAUCUAUUUUUUCCUCUCGUGGCUCUCGAUCGUGAACGGUGGAUUCUGUUGAUAGAAUCAGCCAGCAUCUUUUUGGUUGAUCAAAGGAUAAGGCUCGUGUCGGUACGCCCCACAUGCUCCUUUCUGGAUAAGAUCGAAGAUGGAUAG